This is a messenger RNA of Ostreococcus tauri, 547 nucleotides long. Its product is annotated as NO signalling/Golgi transport ligand-binding domain. The record is from RefSeq and is a predicted model, not a curated record. NCBI's taxonomy places the organism in Eukaryota, Viridiplantae, Chlorophyta, Mamiellophyceae, Mamiellales, Bathycoccaceae. Gene Ontology annotation, cellular component: TRAPP complex; cis-Golgi network; trans-Golgi network. Gene Ontology annotation, biological process: endoplasmic reticulum to Golgi vesicle-mediated transport; regulation of GTPase activity. The transcript has a single exon. The annotation marks the transcript as partial.
AUGGCGUACGAGCACCUGUGCGCGGCGCUCGUGCGCGAGGUUCGCAGCGCGCGCGCACGCGAGGGCGACGCGACGUCGAGCGAUUCGAUCGCGAGCGACGACGACGACGCCGCGGUCGAGGACGACCUCGAGCGCGUCGGCGCGCGCGUCGGGCACGGAUUAGCCCACCUCGCGUGCGCGCGCGCCGAUCCGACGCACGACGACCAAGGCGCGAUGACGCUCCUGUGCAAGGAGUUUUGGCAGGCGACGCACGCGAAACGCGCCGACGCGCUUCGGACGAACAAUCGAGGCACGUUCGUCGUCCACGACGACGCGUUCGCGCCGAUGCGCUGCGUUCCCGCGCGCGACUCCUCCGUGGGCGCGGACGGGCGCGAGAUCGGGCGCGACGCCCGCGCGCUCUUGGCGUUUCACGCCGGCCACGUCCGCGGCGCCGCCGCCGCGCUCGGCGCCCGCGUCACCGCCCGCGGCGAGUUUCGCGACGCCACCGCCGUUGGGGUCGAUCGACGCCGGCCCCGUCGCGCGCUCGGUCGCCUCGACGCCCCCGCGG